AGGUAGGUAGGUAUACAUACCCUAGGUACCUAGGUAUACAUGCCUAGUGGUAAUAUUUAAUGGCCUUGACCUGACCACGAGUGUGUCGCGCCUUCCUUCUCUCGUACCUGCCGCCAUCUCUUACCUACCUACCCUAUGUGCCUGCCUAAUAUAAGGUAUUGCCAGGUAGGCUAAGGAAGGAGCCUUCUAACUCAUUAGGGGUGGAGAAGAAAGGGGAGGGGGCCCUGCCUCUUGCCUCUUGCCUCUUCAAACCUUCACAUAACAUUCACAUAACAUUCACAUAACCUUCCAACUCCAUCUUUUCUGUUAUGCAGGAACCCGUCCUACUCCAUCAAUAUUCCAACUCCACAUCAACCAUUUGAUCAUGAUGGAGUCAGUAGCCUAUACCUGUCUCAAAUGCGCCCAAGUCCUAGGCCAGAGUCCCAACGCGUGGAUCAAGAUUGGCAAAGCCUACAUGAGUCCCGUCACUGGCAAUGAAAACAUGAAUCUUACAUUUAUAGGCCCUCGAAAGAAAAUGGAAGAUAAGACUUUGCUAGAUGGUUGCGAGGUCCAGAACAUAGCGUGUAAUGAGUGCAAUGCCCUGAUUGGAUUCGCCUGUCUCAAGACCCCGACCAACUAUGCUCUUCAUGAUUCCAAAACAUUCCUACGACUCGACUCCGUGAGUUUCAAUCCUUUGAAUCAGGUUGGCCCUAUCAAACCCAACAUUCAGAGGAAGCUCAGACUCGAAGAAAUUGUAUCACCACGCACUAGAACUGAUGCAAGCUCAUCAUCUCGUUAUGAGUAUGACUUGAGAUUAACGCGGAGAGAGGUGGAAGAAAUGAGGGCAGCAAUGAUCUCUAUCAGGGAGGAAGUGAGAAGUGUCAGGGAGGGAGUGAAGGACAUCAUCCAGGAGUUCCGAAACUCAUUACAAGAGUUUUGAAACGACAAACGACUCUGUGUUCCUAACACGAGAAAUCAAGAUACUUACGACUGCCUUCACUCAUAUUGACCAGAAAAUGAGCAAAGUUGAGACCUUACAAUGCGACGUUGAGAUUUUAACACGGGCGUUGAUUUGAGCACCGCUCCAGGUAUACUAGCAACCAUAGUACAAUACCACAAUCUAGCUUUCCCAAGAGUCACAAUCUGAUGAAUUCGCACUUUAGUAGAACUCAGAAACCAUGU
Hypoxylon fragiforme is the source of this 1161-nucleotide messenger RNA. RefSeq lists its product as uncharacterized. Lineage: Eukaryota; Fungi; Ascomycota; Sordariomycetes; Xylariales; Hypoxylaceae. The transcript is spliced from 3 exons. The coding region runs from base 365 to 919 and encodes 184 amino acids. The record is from RefSeq and is a predicted model, not a curated record.